CAAAAAACAGUAAUUUAAUGUAGCAUGGGUCGAAAGAAACAAAAAGUCCUUCCCCCCGACUCCCCCCUCUGGGCAAACCAAACCGCAUUCCGUGUAGUUGAGCGGUCAUGGAAGCGAAAAGAACAUGCACCAGAUCUCCUCAAAACUCUUGUAGAUCCCAGUCGAAAUGCGGCAAUAGCCGUUGAAGCGGGUCUGCUAAAGCCAGUUGCGCUCUCUGACGAUCCUCGUCGGAUAUCACCGCAUUUUGGGUUUUCUGUUGAACCUGAUACGCCAUUACCACCCGCAUAUGAAUUAGUUAAUGUCCCCGGACUCGUCAUUAUUCCAAACAUGUUCUCUCCGUCAGCCCAGCGAACCAUUAUAAAACAGUGCCUAAAAGAAUACACUCGACAUCCCAAUGUAACCAACCUUGACACGCACUGGAAACUACCAUCAGCAGGGAUCUGGAACCUUCACGAACUAGUACGAAAAGGAGAAAUAGCAUCAGGUGCUGAAGAAACGCUUCUCCGCAUGCGACAUGACGGAACCGUGGAAGGGGCACUCAAAAACGGAUACGAUAGUGAUGUGAAUGAAGCUGGGAUCAAAAUCGAUCCCCCAACGACCGAUACACAUCAUCUGACACACCUAACACCCCAGGAUGCACUGUUGCGGCUUCGAUGGACAUCCCUGGGGUUUCAAUAUAAUUGGUCAACCAAAGAGUAUCAUCUGGACCGCCGGCCGUCUUUUCCACCACUUAUUGGCGAAUUGUCCACGGCGAUUGUGGAGGCUGUACAGGGUGUGACGGGGUAUGAGGCUCGUCAAUGGAAGGCAGAGGCGGGGAUCAUCAAUUUCUAUGGAUUGAAAGAUGCAUUGAUGGCACAUCAGGAUCGGAGUGAGGAAAAUGCUGCGGCGCCGCUUGUGAGCUUUAGUUUUGGACAUUCGUGCAUCUUUCUGAUUGGUACCGAAUCACGAGAUGAUAUACCUACCUCAGUGGUUUUGAGAAGCGGCGAUGUUCUUGUUAUGCAUGGGCAGUCUCGGCUCGCUUUUCACUCCGUCCCGCGAAUCCUCGAAAAUACCCUUCCCGAGUACCUUUUCCCGCAUGUGGAUGAGGCACCUGAUUGGGACCUGUUUGCAGAGUACAUGGCUGCCUCAAGAAUUAAUAUCAACGUGCGACAGGUGAAAUGACGGAUUGGACUCAAAGUUGCAGUUAACUUGUAGUUAUUAUUUAUAGCGUGGCUUAAUGUAGAGAAGGACAUGUUAUUAGAUAGGCAAACAUCUUGAAUAGGUAUGCAACCACAACAUGUGCCAUUGUAAUAUGCAAAUGUGGCAAGAAAACAACCAUUGAUAUAACAAGGUUCUAUAAUAGUGACUCUAUUUGUAAAAAGA
Molecule: messenger RNA, 1362 nt
Organism: Spizellomyces punctatus DAOM BR117
Lineage: Eukaryota; Fungi; Chytridiomycota; Chytridiomycetes; Spizellomycetales; Spizellomycetaceae
Product: alkylated DNA repair protein AlkB
Exons: 3
Coding region: 25-1161 (378 amino acids)
Cellular component (GO): cytoplasm; nucleus
Source: RefSeq, a predicted model, not a curated record